Molecule: messenger RNA, 1635 nt
Organism: Psilocybe cubensis
Lineage: Eukaryota; Fungi; Basidiomycota; Agaricomycetes; Agaricales; Agrocybaceae
Exons: 3
Coding region: 1-1635 (544 amino acids)
Molecular function (GO): DNA binding
Source: RefSeq, a predicted model, not a curated record
AUGGCACAAUAUGAUGCUUCUGGAACAUACAGCAGGAGAGGAUCUCUCCGUAUAGAUUCUUUGAGUGCCCCAACGGACGAUGAGUUGAGCAAUGCAUCCCCAAGCUCCACAACUGCGACCAACUCUCCCAGCUCGGCUUUUCACUCCAAUGCCGCAGGUCAUCCAAUUUCAGUCAAGUUAGAAGAAGACAAAGAGCCAUCUUCUGGCCCUCAUAGGCAGCGAUCAACGUCGAUCUCAAGGACCAAAGGCGAAAAAGAAAAGCGAAAAAGAUCGCGUGUGACUCCAGAGCAGCUAGUACGUCUGGAACGAUACUUUGCUAUGGAUCGGAGCCCCACUGCCGCAAAACGAAGGGAGAUUAGCGAGGCCUUAGGGAUGCAGGAACGUCAGACCCAAAUAUGGUUUCAGAAUCGGAGGGCAAAGGCCAAGCUGCAAGAUGGAAAAGACGGACGCGUGGAUGGUAUGGAAAUUGCCCCAGAAUUAGCGCCUGAGCUCGGCUCGAAGUAUGAAGUUGAUCUUCGCGAUCUUAUUCAUGAAGAUGAACCCGUCACUAUCAUCCCAUGCACAGAUCUAGCUGUAGGAAACUGGCGUCGCAUUGCCUCUGCCUCCAGUAAACACGAUCUAGUGGCAUAUGUAUCAGAGACGAAACGGUGUUUGACGUGGUUCAUUCAUUCAGAUGGCUAUGGAUUUAAGAUGGAAAUACCGUUCGAAACAGUCAUUGACACCCAGUUCCAGUCUGCUUCCCCGGGCCUAGCUCUCGCCGUUUUUGUGCUGUCUCAGCCCCCACUCUUUUAUCUAGAAAAUGCCUCCGCACCGCGACCUGAUGGAACCGUGGCUCGUACAUGGAAACGUUCUGCAGACUGGACAGAAGGUCACCAGGCGACUCAGGUUCUCCGCCAUUCUUUGAUGGGGUCGGCUGUCCCAUUAUCCCACCUUGUGCGCAGUUUGCCAGCGAACAAUAACCCCUCAAAACCUCCAUUGCCAGCAUACCGCUCGUCGGAGCCAUCAGCAUCUCGUCCCAUGGAAAUACCAGCGCCACCGCUGGCGAGUUUGAAUAAUCCAACAUUCUCUUAUACAGCGCCGGGGAUGGGAAAGAGUUCCGACUUCCUUCAUCUUGACCAGAUGCAAAAGCGACUCUCAUACGGUACGUUAGAACAUCGGCAUAUGCCUGAACUCGAUCUGCGAGCGACACCGCAUAGUGCACCUACUUUGAGCUUUGCGAAGCAGCAGCCUCCAUAUUUACCGCCCGUGAAUCGGCCGACAGCAACCGGAUUCCAACAACCUUCCCCAGUCUUCAACGACUACCAGAUAAAUUCCCAUCAAAAUGCUGUGAUGUCUGGUUACCCCGCGGCUCAGGCGGUUUCUCGCCCAUACUCGGUACAACCGCAGCGAUUCUACGACAAUAGUGGUCCCCGUGCCCUACAGAAUUUCCAUUCAGAUUCCGAUUCGCCCAUGCUGUUUGACCCUCAGUCCCCGCGCCUAUUAAAUUCACCGUAUCACCCGGCCAAUGUCGAUAAUCGCUCUACAAGUACUCGACCACCUUCGUCUCACUCACAAACAGGACACUCUCAAGCGCCUUCAGACCGAGCUAUCGUAUACGAAAUUGACGAAGAUUUACGUGGUAGAAGACCACAAUAA